Messenger RNA from Syngnathus acus (greater pipefish), 524 nucleotides. It is a transcript of the gene stmp1, whose product is annotated as short transmembrane mitochondrial protein 1. The record is from RefSeq and is a predicted model, not a curated record. Bases 139 to 279 code for a protein of 46 amino acids. The transcript is spliced from 3 exons. NCBI's taxonomy places the organism in Eukaryota, Metazoa, Chordata, Actinopteri, Syngnathiformes, Syngnathidae.
AAAAUAACAUGGGAGCAACUUGACAUGUAACACCGGAAGUGAAAGCUUCACUUCCGAUAGCUAAGCUUUGACAGACGGACGUUAGUUUUUUCUUCAAAUAAACUAAGUCUAUCACCUUUAAGCCUUUAACGUUGCACUAUGUUACAGUUCUUGGCAGGAUUCACCUUGGGCAACCUUGUGGGCAUGUACCUCGCUCAGAACUACGACGUACCCAACGUAGCCAAAAAAAUCGAGGCAUUCAAGAAAGACGCGGAGGCUAAGAAGAAGCCCCCCGAGUGACCAAUGUGGAAGAUGUUUCCACCAAGAAUAUGCACUGUGUAAAACAUCUAUUUAUUUCACAGGGUCGUGCAACAUGCUUGCAGUUGUUCAUAUAUACAUACGCGGGAAUAAUGACAGUGUCUGAAACAUUUAUAUCAUACUCACAGGACUGUUACAUAUAUUUGUACGAGAUGGCUGGACCGUUUCUUGGCUGCUUUUAGAUACCUAGUCUUUUGGGUGGUCUUGGUAGCCUUGGCGGGGGGGGG